AUGGAUAUAUUCAUUGGACGUACCCUGGUUAACAAGGAUGGAGAAAAGGUGGAUCCUGAGGUGGCUUUACAAAAUAAAAUAGUUGGAUUAUAUUUCUCAGCUGCUUGGUGUUCUUCCUGCAAGGACUUUACCCCGGUAUUGUGUGACUUUUACACUGAGCUGGUGGAAGAAGCAGACCAGCCGACACAGUUUGAAAUUGUAUUUAUCUCCUCGGAUAGAAGUGCAGAAGACAUGGUGGAUUACAUGCAUGAAAUGCAUGGGGACUGGCUGGCUUUACCCUGGCACGACCCAUACAAACAUGAGCUGAAAAACAAGUACAAGAUUACAGCGUUACCAAAACUUGUCAUUGUCAAACAAAACGGAGAGGUAAUUACAGACAAAGGGAGAAAACAGAUAAGAGACAGAGGGCUUGCCUGCAUCCGGACAUGGCUUGAAGUUGGAGAUAUCUUUCAGAACUUCACCGGCAAAUAA
Bufo bufo (common toad) is the source of this 471-nucleotide messenger RNA. RefSeq names its product nucleoredoxin like 2 (gene NXNL2). Bases 1 to 471 code for a protein of 156 amino acids. The transcript has 2 exons. NCBI's taxonomy places the organism in Eukaryota, Metazoa, Chordata, Amphibia, Anura, Bufonidae. The record is from RefSeq and is a predicted model, not a curated record. Gene Ontology annotation, biological process: photoreceptor cell maintenance; sensory perception.